Phascolarctos cinereus (koala) is the source of this 3101-nucleotide messenger RNA. Its product is annotated as butyrophilin subfamily 2 member A2-like. Gene Ontology annotation, cellular component: external side of plasma membrane. Gene Ontology annotation, molecular function: signaling receptor binding. Gene Ontology annotation, biological process: T cell receptor signaling pathway; regulation of cytokine production. The record is from RefSeq and is a predicted model, not a curated record. NCBI's taxonomy places the organism in Eukaryota, Metazoa, Chordata, Mammalia, Diprotodontia, Phascolarctidae.
AACGUCUCCAACCAAAUGCUAAUGAUGACGCAUCCUGACGCUAGCUCAGAAGUUCCUAUGCUACUGGCGAAAGGCUGGCAAAAUUCUCUUCCCCUCUUCCUGCAUCUUUGAGCUUGGGGUUUGUCUAUCCCAUGGGGAACUCAAGCAGAAAUUAUGAAUAUGGCCUAUUUCCCAGACCAUUCUGUGCUAAGUGGUCUUGUAGCUGUCCUCUUCCUUCAGCUGAUCAUGAGGAUCUCAGCUCAUUUUACUGUGGUUGCACAUGCUGAACCUCCCCUGACCAUGAUAGGGGAAGAUGCCACGUUACGUUGUCACCUCUUCCCCAAGAAAAGUGCUGAGCAAAUGGAGGUAAGGUGGUUCCGUUCACAGUUCUCUCCAGCUGUUUAUGUCUAUAAAGAUGGGAAAGAAAGAGAUGAAGAACAGAUGGAAGAAUAUCGAGGAAGAACAACAUUUGUGAGAGAUAAUAUCAGAGAUGGAAAUGUUGCUCUGAAAAUACACAAUGUCACAGCUUUUGAAAAUGGAAGGUAUCACUGCUAUUUUCAAGAAGGCAGAUCAUAUGAAGAGGCCUUUAUGGAUUUGAAAGUCACAAGUAUGGGCUCAGAUCCCUUCAUUAAAAUUAUAGGUUAUGAAUAUGGAUGGAUACAACUAGAAUGUACAUCAGCAGGAUGGUACCCGCAGCCUUGGGUAGAGUGGAGAAAUCUUGUAGAAGAGACGAUUCCAUCCUUGGAGGAAAGUCUGGCUCCCAGUGAAGACGGGCUGUUUGUUGUGACGUUGUCUGUGAUUAUCACAGAUCCCACAGUGGUUAGUGUGUUCUGUUCCAUACAAAACCUCCUUCUCAGCCAGGAGUUGUUGACAAUGAUGUCUAUACCAGAAACUGUUUGGGUCUCGACUUCCAUGCCCUCUGAGAGCCCUUCCGAGUUCCUAGACCCAACAACUCCUGUACCUGAAAAGGUCUCUACCUGGAUGAUUAUUCUCACUGUGGCCUUGCCUGCUCUUGGACUUUUUAUUGCUUUUAGUAUUUAUUUCAUGUGGAAACAACACAAGAGGAAAAAGACACUAUUUAUAGAAAAAGAAAUUGAAUGUGAAGAAAAAGAGAGAGAAUUUGAUAAAAAGGGGCAAGAACAUACGGGAAAAGAAAGAGAAUGCAACCUGACAGGAUGGAGAAGAACUCAGUUACAUGCUGCUGAUGUGACUCUGGAUCGAAACACAGCUCAUCCUGAACUCUACCUCUCUUCGGAUUUGAGGAGUGUGAUGCGAGGGGACACACGGCAAGAUCUGCCUGACAAUCCAGAGAGAUUUGACUGUAGACCCUGUGUUCUUGGUCGCGAGAGCUUCACCUCAGGGAGACAUUACUGGGAAGUGGAGGUAGCAGAUGUUAUGGUUUGGGCCCUUGGAGUCUGCAGUGAAAAUUCUGAGCGAAAGGGGGAGGCCCUUCUGAUACCCCAAAAUGGAUUCUGGGUUAUUGAGUUGUUUGGAGGUAGAUACCAGGCCCUUACCUCUCCUGAUAUUCUCCUCCCUCUGCCUGAGCACCUAGACCGAGUGGGAAUUUUCUUGGACUAUGAGGCUGGAGAUGUCUCUUUCUACAAUAUGAUUGACAGAUCCCACAUCUAUACUUGCCCUCGAACCUCUUUUUCUGGACCCAUCAGGCCUUUCUUCAGGCUUGGGUCUGAUGAUAACCCUUUGGUCAUUUGCCCAGCAUUCACUGGAGCUGAGGGAGUCACUGUCCCAAAGAGUGGCCUAAUCCUUUAUAGGAAACUCCACUGACCCCUUGAUGAGGGGUGGAAGGACCACCUUCAGGCUCUGAGCUUCAGUUGCCUACUGGAGAUAGAAGUUACUUUAUCAUACAGCUUUUAAUUUUGAUCAGUUCUUUAAAGAAAGAUUCACUUUCUUCUGUCCUCCCCACUCUGUCUCCUCCCUGGCCUAUAACUGCCUGCAUAAUCUAACUCCUUUCCUGUUCCUCCUGGGUCAAGCAGGCCCAUGGUUCAACUGACACAAAAGAUUUCCUAGCUGGGCAAGGAGAAAUGUUGCAGAGGAGGGAUGGUGAAGGGAAGAGGAGGCAAACUUUAAAGUUGCUAUAGUGGGAUGGGGAUUGAAAGGAUAUGAAGAAAGGACAACAGAAUGAGAGCUUGGGCUCUAGAGGAAAUAUCAGUGAUUGACAGUAAAAAAGACACCAUGGAACUUCUUAGGGAUAAGGAAAGGGGAAAAAUUACAAGCUUAAGUCAGAUAUUUUGAGUAUAGGAAUAAGAAUCUUGGAAAGGGGAAAGAAGCUAGUAAAGAUGUGAAAUCAACAGUGUCAGCUGUAUUUCAGGAAAAGAGAAUUAUUCUCUGGAACCAUCCUUUAAAAAAAACCUUAAUUUGAUCCUGUAACCCUUUUAAGCAGGGGUUUUGAACCUGGCUCCUAAGGAUCCAUGGAUACAUUUCAGGCAGUCCAUGAACUUGAAUGGGAAAAAAAAUACAUCUUUUGUUUCACUAUAAUUUAUUUUCUUUGUAAUGUUAUAUAUUUUGUUUUAUGCAUUUAAAAAUAUCCUGAGAAGGGGUCUAUAGGCUUCACCAGACUUCAGGGAGGGGUGGAGUUUAAGAAUCACUACCCUAAAACUAUCAAUCCUACAUCUCUCCUCACUUUCACAUCUAAACUCUUAGAAAAAGCCAUAUAAAUUUGUUGCCUUCGGUUCCUCACCUGCCACUCACUUCACAACCCCUUGUAAUCUGGUUUAGACCCCAUCAUUCUACUAAAACUUCUGUCUCCACAGUCAACAGUGCUCUCUUUGUAAUCUCUCUUUUCAAUGUAUUUCUUAUAGGGACUGUUACAGUCUCUUGCAGAGCCAGAUAAGAGGUCAGGUAGUAUUACAGUAAUUUUAAGAGCUAAGUAGGAAUUAGGGGAAAGACAGACUGACAGUUGGAGGUGACAAAUGAGAAACAGCUCUCUUUGUAUGGAAUAAGGGAGAAAGUGGGGAGUUAGAAACUCCUAGGUACAAGAUGAAUGUCAGUGAUUAUUGUUCUCAUCCUCCAGGAUUUCUUGGCCACACAUCCACAAAAGCCCCAGAUCUUAUCCUUGGGAGCAGGAAAAACCAGCCCUGAUCUCUUGAAAAGCUGGCUGACAAUAG